This is a messenger RNA of Rhagoletis zephyria (snowberry fruit fly), 3781 nucleotides long. RefSeq names its product BTB/POZ domain-containing protein 7-like. Lineage: Eukaryota; Metazoa; Arthropoda; Insecta; Diptera; Tephritidae. Gene Ontology annotation, molecular function: protein binding. The record is from RefSeq and is a predicted model, not a curated record. Gene Ontology annotation, biological process: morphogenesis of a branching epithelium.
CCAGAUGAAACUCAGAACUUCCAGCGUUCUUUAAAAAUAAAAUCGUAUUUCAAUAAUGUUCUCCUUUUCAUUAUUUCAGAAUUUCACCAUAUAGUAUAUUCAACCAAAGGCAGCUAGAAAUCUUAAGUACUGAGAAAACUUCAUCCAGGUGUAUAUCGAUAUUCUGCCCUCAAAAGUUGGAUUAUCUCAAAAGGGAGUAAAUAAGUUCAUAUAUUCAAAACAGCUGUGUAGUAUUCAUUUCAUGGAAACCUGAUUGUAAUCCUGUGUGUCUAACUCCUCUCGAUUGCUGAUAAAAAUGGGCGCAACUGCUUCGACUGGCGGUUACCCAAUGCCGGCGGCCUCAAGCAGCAAUAGUGGAGGUGGAGGUAGCUCUAGCCUGCUGUUGCCUUCUUCAGCUGCACUAGCAACCAGUGUUUCUGGAAGCAGUGGUGGUGGUCCAGGUAGCAGCUCCUCUGUCAUGGGUGCCGCAGGUGCUGGUGUUCCUCAUUUCCGGGAGCAGCGUCGAAAGCGAGUGACUGGCUUUGCCACACUGAAGCGGAAAUUCAUACGUCGGCGACGCUCUUCAAAAGCCUGUGAUCAUGCGCGUGUACUUCGCGAUUUCGUAUCCGACUGGACCCCGCUCGAGCUAGCAGCGUUAUGUGAGGAAUAUGAAGCGUUGGCCGCUCUAAGAGAUCUAUCGGUGCAAGCGGAGCUGGCGCGUCCUCCUGCAACAACAUUCAAGCAGGAUUUAGCCGCAAUUUACGAUUUGAAAACUUGCACUGACUGUGAUCUUGUGUUUCGCGGCUCUAUUUUUCCGGUACAUCGGUCGAUAUUAUCUUCGCGCUGUUCGUAUUUCAGAGAUUUACUGGCGGGCUGUCCGGGUUUCGGUGCCCGCAUUUGUUUAGAAUUGCCAACAUCGCCCAUAGAUGUUCAGCUGUUCUCAUCGUUAUUGCGUUACCUGUACACGGGUGAUCUAUGUCCACAUGACCCCUCUAUGGAUAUUAGUUUACUGCGGCAGCUGGGAGAUGACUUUGGCACGCCGAAUCCGUUGGAGCAUGACUUGCGGUAUUUGCUCGAAACCGGGGAUUAUGCUGAUGCGGCGUUGGUGUUCACAGCAGAAGGCACCGAUUAUCAUCGGCCAGAUUCAGGAAGUUCCGAGUACGGAUUUCGACCGAAACUCGAAUUACCUUGCCACAAGGCAAUCCUUAGCGCCCGGUCGCCCUUCUUUCGGAAUCUCAUAGCACGUCGUACGCGCAAUAUUGACGAGUACACAGAGCGAGCAUUGCAUGUGCCCACUCGAAUCGUACUUGAUGAGACAGUGAUACCAAAACGAUAUGCGCGAGUGCUAUUGCAUGCCAUUUACCUGGACACAGUCGAUCUGACGUUAAUAUUACGUGGCGCAGGGUCGGGAAAUUCGGCGGGAUCACUGGGCGAGGUGCACGCUUUGACGAAUACGGGACGUGCGCGACCCACGCCCUUAGAGGAGGCUAUGGAACUGUAUCAGAUUGGAAGGUUUCUCGAAUUAGACAUUCUAGCGCAAGGUUGCGAGGAUCUGAUACUUGAGUGGUUAACGUUGGAUACACUACCGACGGUGCUUAAGUGGGGAUCUCAGCCACACGGUUCCGCUUGGGUGUAUCGGCAAGCGUGCCAGUACCUUCGGGAGGAGUUUUCUGCAGUAAUCGCUUCACCGGUGCUACAUCAACUGGACAAGUCCCAGCUGAUACACGUACUGCAGAGUAAUUUUUUGCAAGCAUCAGAGUUGGAGGUGCUGCAGGCUGUGCUUAAAUGGGGAGAACAAGAACUUAUAAGGCGUAUGGAAGAUCGUGAACCAAAUAUUUUGUCACACACAGCGCAUUCAGUGACGAGAAAAGGCGUGAAAAAGCGCGACCUAAGUGACGUUGAGUUACGGGAGAUUCUCUCCGAGUUGCUGCCAUUAGUUCGUAUGGAUCACGUUUUGCCGCCCAAUAGUGAAGUGCUCGCACAAGCUAUUCGUCGGGGGCUUGUGAGUACGCCACCUUCUCAUAUGAUCGGUGACGACCGGGAAAAUUUGCGAGUCAACGCUUGGAUACGUGGGGGAAAGAACCAAGGCCUGUUUGUUCGGCCGCGGCUUUUCAUGCCGUACUUUGAAGAAGUAAAGGUAUUGCUUGAAGAUCGAAUGGCGUCAUCUCAACAUCAAGCGGAGCUGAUGCGCAUGCGGCGAUCACGCCACUUGCCCGACAUUCCCGACACUUUGUACAUGGUAUCUCGCAUAAACGCAGCGGCAAAACCUAGUGUAUCCACUGCGGCGGCUGUAACUGGGAAAGAAAGCGUAAAUAUUUUGGCCGCAGCUGCCGCCAUACCGCCGCCUGACACACAAACGUUAGCAGCUUUGCUCAAACGCGAGCACAAAUUGCACCAGUCGCCCAUGUGCCAACGUGCUUUGCUGCUGCCGCUUUCAUCAAAACAUGAAAUUGAUCGACAGAUACGUCUCCGUGUAGUGCGCGAAUUCAAUUUACCGGAUGCGGUGUCAGACCUGCUAGAGACAUCACUGUUAAGCAAUCAGAAUGCGGCAGCUGCGUCCGCAUCCGUCGCAACUACUAUAGCUGACGACAUUGGCAUCACUUCCACCACUCAAACUGAUCCCGAUCUCAUCGAAGACGAUGACCAAACGCCUCCUCCUUCUCCCGCCGCUGCAUGCUCUGUGCCACGACUAACUACGACUGGCGGCUUUCUCUCGACAUCGAUGGGAUCGUCGGCUGCUUCAUCUACCUGUGGAGGCGAAGGUAUACAACCAUGCUAUAGCCGAAAUUUAACUUUCCCCCGACAACAUCCAGGCGGUUUAUUGGGUUUGGGCAGCAGCGUUGGAGGAGGCAUGCCAACAAAUGUGGCUAAUGGCGGCGGUGGUGCUCUACAAGCAAAUUACGCGCGUCUUUCAGCUUCAGUACAUCAUCGUAGCGAUUUACCCGCACUGAUCACAGAAGGUGACUAUCGCUUUCCGCAUGGCAGUGCGCUGGGGAUCGAUGUUGGUGCCGAGGGGGGUGGGGGAGCGGUUGCUUGUGGCGAGGGGGGUAACGGUGGACAUUUGUCGGAUAUGAUGCCCGAUGUAGCGAUGGCAACGGCAUCGUUAGGCCAGUUGCAUUUGGCGAACAACACCAAUAACGGCAACAACGGGGACCUACACGAAAGUCUGCAACUAGAUUUGGGAGAUGGGCCGAGUCAUAUAAUGGGAGGAGGAGCACCUGGCGCUGCUGGACCUCUGGGAUUGCGUGGUUUGCAGCACCCACUACCACCUAGCAACUAUCACCACUUUAUGCAGCGCUCGAAUUCACCAUUUGACAUGUUGCGUCAAGGUCAACAUUCGCCAGCACCACAUCCCCCUCCUGGGACCUACAAUUCCGGACCGCCCAGAUUCUUAUAGAGUUUGCGAGUGGCCCCCGAUCAGGGCCUUUAUUUUAGCAUGCCUUUUUGAGGAACAAAUGCAAGUUAAACCAAAAAUAAGGUUUGCGGGCUUCGACUCACAGCGAUGAAUCUAAGCAGAAGCCCAGGCCAAAUCCCCUGACAAAUUUAAUUGCGACUGGGGCAUUGUAUGUUAUUGCACUCAAAAUUUAAAUAAAAGCUAAAAUAAGAGGCACGAUACAAAUGAAGUGGAAGAAAAGAAAACUUAAACGACAAACUCGCACACAACAUAAUAAGUUAAGGUAACGAAGAAGCGAACGGUAGAAAAGGAAGUGAACAGCCACAAGGUGCUGCACUAUUGUAAAGUAAUGUAAAAUGCGGAUGAGUUCAGUAAACUAAAGAAAUAUCUAAUUAAAAAAAAAAAAAA